UCGUCCGCUGCCCAGCGGCAGCCGCGACAGCGACGACGGUGAAAGCGGCGGCGGCGGCGGUGGCGGCAAUGUGGCCUUCCCGUACCUGCGCACCUCCGUCGGACCGAUUCCACACCUGACCCGGAAAGAAAUUUCUCCUCAGCGGAGUCUUGUCGGAUAACGCUUUUGCGCGCUGCCGUGCGGCACCCAAUCACACUGCCGCCGUAAGACAUCGCGUAAGACGCCUUCUCUGCGUUACCUCGUUCUCAUCACCCGCGGGUACGCCACGCUCGCGAUAUGCUAAAUCGGAGCACCUCAAGCGCGACGCGGAUGGCGGUCGCUGUCGCGGCGAUCGUGGCGCUACUCGCGCGCUCUGCGUGCCGCGCGGAGCUGGACAAGAGGCAGCUGGACCUUCUCGACAAGGCCGACAGGAGCAAUAUCGCGCCCGACCUGAUCGAGACCAUUCCGAGGGCCAUCUUCGAGGCGCGCUUCAAGGCAGGCGAGGUAGCCAUGGGCAACCAGUUCAGCACGCAGCAGGCGUCCGCCCCACCGCCGUUCGUCGAGUUCCCGAGAACCGCCGGCGGGGUGUACGCCAUCGCCAUGGUGGACCUGGACGCGCCCAGCGCGAGGGACCCCAAGUUCCGGCCCAUCCUCCACUGGCUCGUCAUCAACGUGGAGGCGGGAGACGUCAAGGGGCCCGUCAACUACAAGAAGGGGAACGAGCUGUACAAGUACCGCCGCCCCAAGCCUCCGAUGGGAUCGGGUCGGCACCGGUACGUCUUCCUGGCGUACAAGCAGUACAGGACGAUCGAGGCGCCUCAGACGCUGGUCGUGCCGUCCGACAAGAGGAGGAAUUUCAACAUUGGCAAGUUUGCCAAAGAAAACAACCUGGGCAAUCCCAUAGCGAUAAAUUACUUUCUCGCCGAGCAAGGAUACGUGGACGCAUACACGCCGAUGUUAUCCUGGGUGAUGGUCGUCACCGCGGCGAUCACUGGAUUCGUCUGUCGCCUCAUGUUGAUGUAGAACGGAGGUCAGUGUGCCAUCGGACACUCCCGGUGCCACCGUUUCGCUGCGAACACAGCGUGCAAGUGUAUAGACGUGCUCUGCGCAAAUUAGGUCACGUGGCAGUGGGCGGCUUGCAAUGCAGCCGUCGAGCUGAGCCGAGUGCUGUUUGUUAGAGAGAGUCACGACAACGUUAGUGGCGGGGUGCACCGCGGUGACGUGAUGUGCCGGGAGUGAGUGUACUGAGCACAACGUGCUGGAACAGCGUCAACAACAACAACAAAAAAAAACGAUGAUUGCGGUGGACUUGCUCUGGUGAAGAACUUAUAGCAAGAAAAGGAGAAAAUUUCCCGCCGCCUGUUUCACCGUCGUGCCCUUGUUUCUGCUGUCGCAAAAUUUUCGAAACUAAGCGCAAGAUUAAUAAAACACUGUCUUUGGACCUUUUCUCAAC
Molecule: messenger RNA, 1432 nt
Organism: Dermacentor andersoni
Lineage: Eukaryota; Metazoa; Arthropoda; Arachnida; Ixodida; Ixodidae
Product: protein D3-like
Source: RefSeq, a predicted model, not a curated record